This is a messenger RNA of Alligator mississippiensis (American alligator), 6860 nucleotides long. Its product is annotated as cytochrome P450 2G1. Gene Ontology annotation, molecular function: heme binding; oxidoreductase activity, acting on paired donors, with incorporation or reduction of molecular oxygen, reduced flavin or flavoprotein as one donor, and incorporation of one atom of oxygen; iron ion binding. Gene Ontology annotation, biological process: xenobiotic metabolic process. Gene Ontology annotation, cellular component: cytoplasm; intracellular membrane-bounded organelle. The transcript has 9 exons. The record is from RefSeq and is a predicted model, not a curated record. Lineage: Eukaryota; Metazoa; Chordata; Crocodylia; Alligatoridae. Bases 4839 to 6347 code for a protein of 502 amino acids.
AGCUCAGAGAUUUCACUUGCUGACCUGAGACCAUGGAAGCACUAGGUCUUCUGGCAUUAUUGGCCUCAUCUCUCUCAUCCUUUCAACCCUAAACACCAGUCCAACUCUCCGUCAUUAGCAGGUGAGGCCAGGGAUGCUGGACUUGUGAAGGAUCCACAUUCUUCCAGGCGAUGAAACCUUGACCCUGAAACAGGACACAGGCCUACUCACAAGGCAAACAAUGGGAUGCCACGCGAUGAACAGCUUGGUUUCUUCUUUCAAAAUGCUCCUUGCCCAGCUUUGCUGUCCCGGGCCCACAAAGGCUGGAGAGCACUGGCGGAGAGAGUGAUAGCUCAGCUGGAGGGUUGGAGGUUACAACUCCUGGGCUCUGUUUCUUGUGCUGGAAAGACUGUGUCACAGUUCAAGGCCAGAAGGAACCAGCAGACCUUCUCGUUUCACCUCUCGUAGACCAGAAGCCAGAUCAUUUCACCCAGCUAGCCCAGAAAAUUGAGGUCCGAUUAAAAGGAUUUCCAGAAAAAAUUCCAGUCUGGAAUUGGAGAUACCAAGAAAUGGAGAUUCCAACCCUCCCCUUGGGGCUUGGAGCCAGCACGGUUAUGGGAAGACACCUGUGCUUGCAGUUUUCAGCAGCAAGAAGUACCCAAGCCCUCCUGAAGACCAAAGCAUCCUUAUUCGGUACAGGAGGCCUGGUCUGAGCAGAGAUACCUUAACCCUUGUCCAGUUUCAGUUCUUCCCAGUCUAGCAGCGUGCCUGAAAAGCACAAUGAGCCUGCAGUUCCCUCAGUGUUUCUCCAAGCCACGGGCAGAGUUAAGGCGGUCACAGUGCGGCUCUCUGCAGAGCCGGGUGCGGGAAGUCCUGGCCGUUCUCUGCCUUGUGCUGUAGCUGCAAACGGAGGAGAUGACCACGAAGGCCUCUCCUGAUCUUGACCUCUAAAUGAGCCCGUUCAGUGACCUGCUCCAAAAUCCCCGAGUUGAAUCACAGAGCGUGCCUGCAGGGAGAAGUUAUCCCGGGAUAAGACGCCAUGCAAAUUUGCUGCAUUAGGGCUUUCUGGAGUAAUUCCCUGCAUGUCCCUGCCUAUGAAUUCCAAAUUACACCCAAAUAAGACACUUUCAAUCUGUUUUCGGAGCAUCCACACACAUGGCAUCCCCUAAAUACAUAUUACUGAAUAGCUCCAUAUGUCAUCCUGUCAGGCCAGGUCUUUCUUGGUUUGCUGUCUGGUACCAUGUAAACCAGUACAGCCUGUUCCAGGGUCAGGUUGUCAGCGACUAAACCCCCACAUGGGCUAGCCUGGGUGAGCAGGGUGUGUGGAAACCCAGCAGCACUAAAAGCAAGACCUGUCAAAGGAAGGAUGAGCUUCCUGUCAGCCAACAGCCAUCCAUACUUGGAGAGGAGAUGGGUGCCACCAAGUAACUUUGCCUGAAGAACCAUCAAUGAUGCAAAGCAACCCAACUAACCUCAUAAGGAGGAUUGUUACAGCAUCUAAAGGUGCCCCAAUGGUUGCAGCAACCUCAGGACCGAUUUGACUUGACCAGACCAGAACAGAGUUUAGGAUUAGGUCCAUGUUUAUUCCAAAGUAACAGCGAUGUAGAUCUAGGGGGUUAGUGCUAGGGACCUGCUAGGAAGCAUGCCAGUUUUUAGGCAGACCUGUCCCUGAGCGGGAGCACAGAGUCUAAUACAAGUCGGAUGGUUGCACAAAUAAAGAGAAAAUAUAUGCAAAUGGUGAUGCCAAAGUGAGUGACCUGAGAUAAGAUUACCCAGAGCAACCCAGGAGCUAGAAAUAACAUUGCCUCCUGGCUGUACCAGCUGAGUUCCCCGACACUUUAAUUUCGAGUUGCUGCCUACCUAGCAGAGCGCGUGUAUGUGUAAAUACACACACAAACACACGCACGCACGUACAUAUGUACACACUUACACAUACACACAUGAAAACACAAACACGUACGGAUGGAUGGAUGCACUUACGUACGUACACACAUACACGAGCAAGCAGUAUCUGACUCGGAUCAGCCACCUGUUAGCUUUGCCCUCUGCUGCCCUGUGGUUUCGGAAAUAGAGCUUGGAGAAGCAGCGACUCUCUUCCUUGCAACCUGCUUUUCAUGCCCAAAUAUUCUCCAGGCAUGGAAAAGGCAGCAAAGGAGCAAACUUCCCCCAGGGCCAAUACCUCUGCAAACACUGGGCUGCUUGCUGCAGCUGAGGACAGCUCAAGCUAGUGGUGAAAGCAAGUCAUAUUCCCUAUCCAAAUCCUGGUCUGACCUGAUCCUGCCCCAGGAUCUCAUCCAUUCCUGAAUCAACCUGACCCAGCUCCCCAAGGGCCUGCAAGAGAACUUGGCCCCUAUUUUAUGGAGGAGAAAACUGAAUUGCCAGGAGAACAGCCAUACCCCACAGAGGCAAAGGGAGUCACUGCCACAAACUGAUUAAAAAUUGAUACAGCAGGAGCUAUUGAGCAGGGGAGUGAGGGGCACAGCCUUCGAGUUGGAAAGUCCUUGACUCUGGAGACUGCAAAGGAGAGAGGAACGGGGGGAGGAUGACACCCUGCUCAGGUCCACCCUCUGCUCUCUGCUGCGGUGACACGGGAGCCUAGGCAAGAUGGACCUAGGGUCUGACCCAGUAGACGGCAGUUCCUGUGUUCUUAAUGACAACCAGCCUCCUCCCUGCGAGAGCUGGGAACAGCAUCCAGAAGCCCUAAGGAUGCUCAGCUAGCCACAGAGCUGCACCUUGGAUGGAAAGCAUUGGGGCUGUUCACAUACCCCCAAGAUCAGCUCCUAGGAUGGUUUCUGCGUCUUACGCUGGGCAGUCAUGGGUAUAACCCUGCAGGAGUCUCCCCCCUGCCCCUUCCACAGGGGCACCCUCCUUGCUGGACUGCAGAAUCAGGAGCCCUUCAACUUGCUCUCCUUCUAGCCCGUGGCGCUCUGCCCGUGGCCACUUCUCCUGGCAGUGGGGGAGAACCCACAUGGCCCAGCCAAUAGCCCGGGGAGCGGGAGAUGUACAUUUGAGUACAUCUCGAGACUCGGAAAGAGGUCUCCUACCCGAACCCUGGACAAGUGCCCUAACUCCACGGCUUUUGGACACUGCCGCUGAGAGCCGAGCUCCAAAGCUGUGCUCCGUAGGGUACCCGCGUUCUCAAGGGGACUUGGGGUCGUUCCUCUGGGUGCUCUGGAUCCAAAAGGAAGAACACCUAAGCCUUCCAGAUGGGGAAAAUUCAGACUCCCUCUGCCUUUUCCCACUGGCUCCAGGCAGCCCCCAGCACCCUGGGGUGCUCUUUGGAGGCACCCAGCUCCUCUCAUUCACUGCAGGGAACCCUCGGUGCCUCUGAACCUCACUCUCAGGGCAAGGACCCAAACAUCUAGAUGUGGCAACGCUUGUGAAAACCACUUGGCUCUGCAAAAAGAGGAAUUGCGACAGGACCACGGGAAGCAGCAGAGCCCGCAAUCUGUGUUACAGCUGCCUGGGCACACCCGCCCCACGUGGCAGCCAGGUUCAUACAUCACGCUGUGUUUUCGAGCUGCUUGGGAUUUUCCGACCGUGCCCCGGUGGGUAUCUUUGCAGGGCACACCAAUAACCCGCUCCUGGAAAGGCUCCAUCAGGAGGGAGGCUGACACUGAGGAAGCCAGUAGCAUGUUUUCCUGGCACACAAGCCUAACAUGAGUCAGGUGUGGGCGUCCAUGGGUUUGGCUCAUUUACCUGGUUAAACAUGUGUGUCAGGGCUUUGCCAGCCAGAGGCUUAGAGCGCUCCUGGGUCCCACAGCAGUAAAUGGAGCUGAUACCGAGAAGGCAUGCUCCAUCCACUGCCCUAUGCCUUUCGAUGGUCAGAUCCUGCAGCCAGUGCAGCCUCUCAGCUCAGUACAGGGGCUGGUGCAAUGGAGCUCCCACUCAGCCGUCACGUCUAGGCACUGCCGUCAACCUGGGGAUAAGCACCACGAACAACAGAAGAGUCUCCAGGCCACCCGAUUUGCUCAGCAGCUCCAUUCAAGACACAAACGUGGCAUGGUUCUGCUGGCACGGACAGUGUUGGGAGGGUAGGAACAAACGUGGCCUCGAGGUUCAACAGCAAUUCAGGGGGAACGAAGGCACGCAGAGACGUGCCGAAUCACAUUUUUCUGGUUUUUGUAAAGGGAAGUCCUGCUUCAAUCUUCUGAGUCCUUCGAGGGGGCAUCAGGAGCUAGAGGAGACGACCAAAUCAGUCUCUCCAUACGUGAACCCUCCAUGAAUGAGCCAUUGCAGGGGCUUGAUCUAAAUGCCCAGGGUCGAAUCCAAGAGCUCCUCUUCAGGAGACGUCAUUCCUGGGUAAGAUGCCACGACGAUCUGCAGCGCCAGGGUUGGUCUGGAUACAGGCCAGCUGGGGAAUUCCCGACCACACCCAAAAGAGAUGCUUUCGAUCCAGAUUUCGGGGCCAGAUUAUCUAGCCAGGUGGAGCAUCUACACAAGCCUGGAGAGGAUCCAGAGCUAGGCUCCACAUUUCAUGCAAGGCAAUGACAUAGAUCUGUGGCGCUGGCCAUUGGGUCCUGCUGCAAAGCGUGCCCGUCUUCACGAAGGCUUAUGCCUCAGCAGCAGCACCCCAUCCCACGUGAGUCAGGGGUUUGGGCAGAUCAACCUAAAACAGGUAAGGGGACAGUGAUGGCAGAGCACCUUCGAUUCAAGGUCUGAUGAAAUCACCAGAAGCAACCCGGGUGACAAGCUCAUGCACCACGUGUUCUUGGUGGAUGAAUGGCAUGUGAUUUUCUAAUCCUAGGUUGCUGCCUACCAGGUAGGCUAUAUAAUUUCAUCCUUCAGUGUCUGAUGCAUGCAGUCAAGCAGGUCAGCGAUCUGCCAGCCUUGCUCCAUCUCCCAGUGGUUUCAGCACAAUGGUUCUUGAAGCAGCCGUGACUCUCUUCCUGGCAGUCUGCGUCUCAGCCCUGGCUUUCCAGCGGGAGUGGGAACGGUGGCACCGAAGGAGGAAACUGCCCCCAGUGGUGAAUCUUCUGCAACAUGUGGUCCUUUUCUGGCGGUUUUGGAGGUCAGGGAUGCUCAAGCCACUGAUGGAGGCGAAAGAGAAGUUUGGGCCAGUGUUCAUGCUGUAUAUGCGCUUCCAGCGGUUUGUGGUUCUCAGCAGCUACGAUGCCGUGAAGGAAGCCCUGGUGGACCACGCGGUAGAGUUUGGCAGCCGAGGUGCAAUGUACUCAUUGGAGAGAUUGUUCAAAGGUCAUGGUGUGAUCCUGGUUAAUGGUGAACGGUGGAAACAGCUCCGGCGAUUCUCCAGCUCAACCCUGAAGAAUUUCGGCAUGGGGAAAAGAAGCAUCGAGGAGCAGAUCCAGGUGGAAGCCCAGCACCUGGUAGAGGCGAUCAGGGAAAAAAAAGGCUCUCCCUUCAACCCUGCCCUCCUCACUACUCAUGCUGUAUCCAACAUCACCUGCUCCAUCGUCUUUGGGAACCGCUUCGACUACGAGGACGAGAACUUCCUGAACUUGAUGGGCAGCAUGAACAACUUUUUUCUAGAAAUGAGCAACCAAUGGAGCAUGCUCUACGAGAUCUGUCCAAGGAUCCUGCAAUUCCUACCUGGGCCGCACAAGCGGAUGCCGCGCAUCUACAAGACACUACACGAGUUUAUCCUGGAGAGGGUGAGGAUAAACCAGCAGAGUUUGGACCCCAGCUGCCCUCGGGACUACAUCGACUCCUUCCUCAUCAGGAUGGAACAGGAAAAGCAAAACCCACUGAGCGAAUUCCACACCACAAGCCUGGUGGAAAAUGUGAUACAAUUAUUUAUUGCUGGGACAGAAACGACUUCCUCCACCUUGAGAUACGGAUUCCUGCUCUUGGCCAAAUACCCGGAGGUGCAAGACAAGGUGCACGAGGAAAUCGACAGGGUCAUCGGGCAGACCCACGGCCCAGGCAUGCAACAUCGGAGCCGGAUGCCGUACACCAACGCCGUGAUCCACGAGAUCCAGAGAUUCGCCAACAUCCUCCCCCUGGGGCUUCUGCACAAAGUAGCCUGCGACACCCACUUCCGGGGGUACUUUCUCCCCAAGGAUACCCUUGUUUGCACCUCUUUAAGUACAGUUCUCCAUGACCCCAAAUACUUCAAGGACCCAGAAAGCUUCGACCCUGGGCAUUUCCUGGAUGAAAACGGCUGCUUCAAGCAGAAUGACGCCUUCCUGCCGUUUUCCGCAGGCAAGAGGGUGUGUCUGGGCAAGAGCCUGGCCCUCAUGGAGCUCUUCCUGAUGCUGACCACCAUCCUGCAGCGCUUCACUCUAACAUCGCCGAAACCCCCGCAGGAAAUCAACCUCACCCCAAAAGUGAACAUACUUGUGAACGUUCCCCCCAGCUACGAGCUCUAUGUCCUCCCACGGGAGGACGGGCUACAGGACAGGGCCUAGGAAGGCCACAGCAGACUGAGACACCAGGAGAAAGAUCAUUAUGACGCCCAGCCUGCAAGGAGUCACGACUCUGACGGAGGAAGAGGUUCCACGCGACCCCUCUUCGGUGGAAGGUGGCACUGCAUGUCGCUGGCCAUCGUAGCCGUGGUGUUUUAGCGCUUACUGUUCAUGUCUCUACUCUGCAAACAGCAGGCAGUUUGCAGCAGUAGAAGGCAGGUAGUCUGCGGGGAAGAAAAUGCUUGCUGUAGUGAUGGGAGCAGAGGGGCUAUGGCAGGACUCUGGGGUCUUCUGCAGCUCUGCACGCGUGGCCUAGCAGUCACGGUACUGGACGGGGAUUGGGGGCCCCUGGCUAGAGAGUGCAGUUUGGUAAUUGGAGCAGGGCGCUGAGCGUAGUCGAGAGGAAAUUCCUGCUCCUCUGCCAGGAACCAUCACUUGGGCUUUCCCUUCUGCUGGGAUUUGUCCUUCUGUUAAACUUGGUAGCAGCUGCUGACAAUAAAACCUUUCCAAAGGCGA